UUUAGCAAAAUCACUAUUCACUAAUUAUACAUUAAUAAUACUCCAUCAAUCCAGUCAAGUUUCUCACCAAGAAAAACAAAAAAGACUGAAGAACUUGAAUAAAAAAAUGGACUCCUCUGCUAAUUAAAUGUCUAACUCAUACUCUUCUUCAAUUAUCUUGCUCAUUGAUUCUCAGCCUUUUUAUCCUCGAAAAUCCCACCAACCCUAAAUUUGAGGUUAAAUAAUUGGAAGAGAAGUUCGAAGAAAUCAUUAAUGGCGCAACCUCCCAUUCUAUCGAUUGCUUUGCCUUCUGAGACUGGUCGUGUUCUCAGUAUUCAGUCUCAUACUGUUCAGGGUUAUGUCGGCAAUAAAUCAGCUGUCUUUCCGCUUCAACUUCUUGGAUAUGAUGUAGACCCGAUAAAUUCCGUACAAUUCUCAAAUCACACAGGUUAUCCGACAUUUAAAGGCCAAGUUUUGAAUGGGAAAGAACUCUGGGACUUAAUUGAAGGUCUAGAAGCAAAUAAUUUAUUGUUCUACACUCAUUUAUUGACAGGUUAUAUUGGUUCGGUCUCAUUUUUGGAUACUGUAUUGAAAGUUGUAACUAAACUACGAACUGUGAAUCCUGGACUUCUCUUUGUUUGUGAUCCAGUAAUGGGUGAUGAAGGAAAGCUAUAUGUCCCUGAAGACCUGGUGUCAGUAUAUAGGCAAAAGGUUGUUCCUGUUGCAUCGAUGUUGACGCCUAACCAGUUUGAAGCUGAACUGCUGACUGGUUUGAGGAUUGUGUCAGAACAAGAUGGGAGGGAAGCUUGUAGCAAACUACACGCGGCUGGACCGGCAAAGGUUGUCAUUACGAGCAUACAUAUUGAUGGUAAUCUCUAUCUCAUUGGCAGCAGUAAGAAAGAAAAGGACGAGGCAUCUGAGCAAUUCAAAAUUAUGAUUCCAAAAAUCCCAGCAUAUUUUACGGGAACAGGAGACCUAAUGACUGCACUAUUACUAGGGUGGAGCAAUAAGUAUCCUGAUAAUCUUGCUAGGGCAGCAGAGCUUGCUGUUUCAAGCUUGCAGGCACUUCUGCAUAAGACUAUGAGCGACUACAGUCUUGCAGGAUUUGAUCCCAAGACAAGCAGUCUAGAAAUCCGAUUGAUUCAGAGCCAGGAUGAUAUCCGUAAUCCCCAAGUCAAGUUUGAUGCCGAGAAGUAUAGCUAGUGCUUGUUCAGCGCACUUUUGGAAGUUGCAACUCCCUAAGGAAAUCAAAACUUUAUGGAAGUGUCUAAAGUAAGCUGGUUGAUUAAAAGAAGUAGAACUUCCUACACGGAGUCACUCUUGUGGAGAUCAGGAAGCUAUUUCUUCCAUUUCGGACUCCUCAGGAAAUUAUACUCUCAACGUGUUGGUCAACCAAACAACCUUCGGUCUUCUAGUUCCCUCUCAUUACAGCUUCAAAUGAUUGUCCUUGUCAACCAAACAAUAUCUAUACUUGUUUGUAAAAACAAAAUUAUAAUGACUUUGGCACAAAAGCUCAAUAUGGACCACAAUGCUUGUUACUCAAAGAGGCAAAGGCUCCUCUGUCCUCUGGAAACUGAUUUUAUGCAGGAAGCCUCUAAGCACUCCUUGAAAAUGUAAUGUCAGUUUUGGUUCUCUUUAUUUCUAGUCUUGAUUCUUGAUUUGAAAUUAAGAUUGUUUGCAUGUAUUCAGGCAUAUAAACUUCUUCUAUGUUAUUAUAAUUUAACUGUCCUUAAA
Chenopodium quinoa (quinoa) is the source of this 1713-nucleotide messenger RNA. RefSeq names its product pyridoxal kinase-like. Gene Ontology annotation, molecular function: pyridoxal kinase activity. NCBI's taxonomy places the organism in Eukaryota, Viridiplantae, Streptophyta, Magnoliopsida, Caryophyllales, Amaranthaceae. Gene Ontology annotation, biological process: pyridoxal 5'-phosphate salvage. Bases 253 to 1182 code for a protein of 309 amino acids. The transcript has 13 exons. The record is from RefSeq and is a predicted model, not a curated record. Gene Ontology annotation, cellular component: cytosol.